ACUAGCAUUCACCCACAAUUCAUGGCAUUCUUCCGGUUUCCUUUAUAUGAUUUCUAAGAUGGCGGACCGGCGACGGCGAAGGAGACGCGCGUCCCAGGAUAGCGAGGAGGACGAUGAAUCUGGUUCGGGAUCGGAAAGUGGAAAGUCCCUUUCGCCAACGACAAAGCCCCGAGUACGGGAUCCUGAGCCAGUUGAGGCACCAGCUGUUCGUGUGGUGCCGAAAAACGAUGCUGAAUCCGAGUGUGAAAGUGAAGAUGGCGUAGGAGAAGCUGUCCUUUCUGACUAUGAAAGUGCAGAUCCUGAGGAGAAUGGCUCCCAUUCAGAGGGAGGUGAAGAAGAAGAAGAAGAGGAGGAGGUGGUCCCUCCACCGGCUGCAGAGCCCAAACCCAGUCCUGCUGCUGACACCCCUGCUGCAGUGGGGGAACUGCAGGAAGGAGGAGGGAAGGAAGAGGGUGAGAAAGGUGUGAGUAAAGAAGUGAAGUGUGAAGAUAAAAGCAACCUGGCAGGGGAGCGGCAAAGCGGGGAUGGACAGGAAAGCACAGAAGACUCUGAGAAUAAAGGUGCUAAACCAGGCCAGAAGCUGGAUGAUGACCAGGAUCGUAAUAACCCAGCCUAUAUCCCCCGUAAGGGAAUGUUCUUUGAGCACGACGUCAGAGGAAAYGCACAGGAGGAGGAACGGCCGAAGGGUCGUAACAGGAAGCUGUGGAAGGACGAGGGUUGCUGGGAACACGAUAGGUUCAGGGAGGAGGAGCAGGCGCCUAAGUCACGUGAGGAGCUGGUUGCAAUCUACGGCUAUGACAUCCGCAACGGAGGUGUCUCCAAUGAGCGGUCCUAUAGACAGCGCAAGCCCAGACACAGCACCUCUCCAGUCCGGGACAAGCGCUGGCGGGACGGAGACGGGGAGAGGCCCAUCCAUACCUCCUGGCAGCAGGGAGGGAACCCCAACAGCCGUAGCGCUCCCCUAGCCGUGGCCCUGCAGCAGUCUGAUCCUCCCCCCUCAGCAGCCCCCAACACCCAGCGCAACAACAACCCCCCCAGGCCCUCCUCCCACCCCCCACCCCGGGGCUUCCAGGGCAACCGCCCCCCCCAGGCCCAGAAGCCCAGCCCAAACCCUCGCCUCCCCGGCGCUCCUCCCAGCCCGUCACCGUCAAACCUCCCCCACCAGAGGUAGGGUACGGCCCGGAGUGAGCCCCAAACCCCAGCGACCCAACAACCGGACCGGAGUGAGAAGCCCAGUCAGGAGGUCAGAUCCUAGCACGGCGUUCCGAACGGCUACGCCAGUUGGAAGAGGGCGACGGACAGGGAGACUGGGGUCUGCAAUCGAGGACCAGCACCACGUGUGGAGCGGAUUAUGAUUUAAAUACAAUGUUAUCUGGGAUGUUAUCCGCCUUGUGUUCAGGUGCCACGUUGGUUGGUCGUCCACAAUACUGAAGGGUUGUUGUUUUGGUUCAACUACCAGUGUUUUGCCUCUGAGGAGUGCGUUCUUUAAAACCCUAUAAAACGUAACCAUAUAAAACCGUUAAAGAACGCCCUGAAUAACAACUCCUCUGUAAACAUUACGUGACACCCGACACCAACGAUGACAUUCGUAGACAUUUGUUCCUUCUAACAAUCUGUCGUUCAACUGUAGGUAUAUUCAUGCAACAAAAAAAAACGUGUUUUUUAAGCUCGAACAAAUGUUUAGGACUGGCUUAAAUGUGUCGUGAGUAUUAUGGAGAGAAUCUAACUGGGAUAGUUGGUCAUUUAUAUGGGCUAGCUAGAGCUGUUUGUCCCACCCACCAGACAAUCCUGCUAAUUUUCUAGCUAACAUUUACACUCCCCUACGUAUUUAUUUGGACAGUGGAGCAAAACUUUGAAUGUCUCUACUCCAGCAUUUUGGAUUUGAGAUCAAAUGUUUCAUAGGAGGCGACAGUACAGAAUGUCUUUUUUUGGGGGGGGGGUUCUUUUCACAAAUAUAUUUUUUUCCUUUUUAGAAAUGAAAGCCAAACAUUUUGAAGAUGUCAUAAAUAUUUGGCCAAAUUCACUUGUGUGGUAAAGUAGUCAGGUUUCUGAACAUUUCUACAUGAAUGUGGAUACUACCAUGAUUACAGAUACUCAUGAAUGAAUCUUGAAUAAUGAGUGAGUUUGAGCAACAAAGAUCUUGCUAACCUCUCACCAUUGCCGAUAAGAGGUUUAGCAUUUUUUGGGUGGUUAUGAUAUGCAUGCCUCUUAAAUUUCUUAGUCAUAAUUAUUUAAGAUUUAUUUGUGAUUAUCCGUAAUCAUGGAGACAUCCUUAUUAAUGUUCCAAAACAUUCUACUUUUAUUUACAAUAAGUGACUCCCAAAGUGACAAAUUAUUUACCAUUCAUUUCUAUUGGGCACAACAUAAUCUGAAACGCAACCAAAACAAACUGUGAAUGCAUCCAAGUUUGUAGCUUAACAAGCUUGAUGUCAUUGCGUGCUAUGAAUAUGGGACCAAGUACUACACUUGACUACUUUUAAUACACAAAGUGAAUUUGUCCAAAUACUUAUGACAUCUUCAAAUGGGGGUACUAGAUGCGUAAAGUGCUUUAAUUUCUAAACAUAACAUAUUUGUACGGAAAUACUUUCCAGUUAAUGGUAACAUUCUUUAGUCAUCGUAUAAAACAUUUAAAUCUCAAAUAAAAAUGCUGUAGUAUAGAGCCGAAUGGGGGGG
Salvelinus sp. IW2-2015 is the source of this 2673-nucleotide messenger RNA. RefSeq names its product protein CASC3. Gene Ontology annotation, molecular function: mRNA binding. Gene Ontology annotation, biological process: mRNA processing. The record is from RefSeq and is a predicted model, not a curated record. NCBI's taxonomy places the organism in Eukaryota, Metazoa, Chordata, Actinopteri, Salmoniformes, Salmonidae. Gene Ontology annotation, cellular component: exon-exon junction complex.